AUGUCGGAAGCGAAGUACAUGCGUUACCUCACCGCCUUCUUUCCGAGUCUGUUGACACUAAAACUGUGCCUUCAACAGCCUCGCCACACAGGCUUGUGGCCCUUGCCAGUAAAUCGACUCCACCGAGCUGCGCCGCACGGCAGCAUAAACGACCUUACACAUACCAGCUCCUUCGCAGCUCCUAAAAGUUUAGCCCACAAGCAAGAUGACCUGGCCAACGGCGUUGACGUAGCUGACAAUGGAGCUAUGCGAUGA
Molecule: messenger RNA, 255 nt
Organism: Alternaria atra
Lineage: Eukaryota; Fungi; Ascomycota; Dothideomycetes; Pleosporales; Pleosporaceae
Exons: 3
Coding region: 1-255 (84 amino acids)
Source: RefSeq, a predicted model, not a curated record